Rasamsonia emersonii CBS 393.64 is the source of this 2689-nucleotide messenger RNA. RefSeq names its product Isochorismatase family protein family. Gene Ontology annotation, cellular component: nucleus. Gene Ontology annotation, molecular function: dioxygenase activity. The annotation marks the transcript as partial. Lineage: Eukaryota; Fungi; Ascomycota; Eurotiomycetes; Eurotiales; Trichocomaceae. Gene Ontology annotation, biological process: DNA repair; DNA alkylation repair. The record is from RefSeq and is a predicted model, not a curated record. The transcript has a single exon.
AUGAGCGCCACGGCCCUCCCCUCCUCUUUGCUUCGUGGCCCCUCCAUCCAGACCCGCAAAGCCCUGCUGCUGCUCGAUCUCCAGAAUGACUUCGUCCGCCCGUCCGGCCGUCUCCCCGUCCAGAACACCCAGGACUUCAUCGAUCUCAUCCCCACGCUAGUCCAGAGCUUUCGUCGUACCGGCGAUGUCGUCUGGGUCCGCACGCAGUACGAGGACUCGCGGCCCCUCGUCGACCCGGACAGCGGCGGCGAGCGCAUCGUCCUCGAUGCCGGACCGCUCGACAGCAAGAAAGACAAGAAGAAGGCAGGGCGGGAUCGACAAGAGACGGAGAACGAGGAUGAUACCGAUCCCGAGGCCUUUCUGUCCGGUCCAGACCCGGCUUGCCGUGCCCAGACGUCGGGUGCUCAAUUCCCUGCCCCGAUCGUCGCCGCCGUCGAUCCCGAGAACGACAUUGUCAUCGUCAAGUCGGACUACUCGGCCCUGCAGUCGCCCGGCCUAGUGCUCUCGUUGCGCUCACGCUUCGUCACCGAACUGUAUCUCUGUGGCAGCCUGUCCAAUGUCUCCGUCUAUGCUACCGCCCUCGAUGCCGCCCGUCAGGGCUUCUCGCUGACUCUGGUAGAAGACUGUCUGGGUUUCCGCAGUUUUGCUCGACACGAGGAGGCCAUCCGUCGUAUGGCUGAUAUCAUGGGUGCGAACGGCAUCUCUGUCCAGGAGCUGCUCGAGGAGCAGGAAUGGCAGGAGACUCACGACAUUGCCCAUGCCUCCUCUCCGGGACAAGAUCAGGAAAAGGCACAACGACCAGGACGGUCUCAUCCCCGCCUGGGAUCCCGCGCGACGACAUCUGCCGGAAUCGAGGGUGUCAUGGACCAUCUCGCCGUCAAGGGCUCUCCGCCUCCCAAUCCCCCACAACCCCGUGACCCCGCGCGCCUGCGCCACGUCGAGUCGCUGUCGGCUGCGGCGACGGUGAUCGAGGCAGACCCUGACUUGGACGCCGACGGUUCAGAUAAGGAACCCUGGCUGCUGCCUCCCUCCAAGUAUCCACGGUCCUCCACCCGCCCUUCGCGGGAGACCCACCCGGGGGGAACCGUCUACAGACCCGUCACUCGCGUCCGCCGUCCCCGGAGGCCCGCCGACUCUCCGCCUUCCGCCCGUCGGCCGGGCUCAUCUCGCGCGGCGGAAUCCAAUUCCGGACGGACAUCCUCGACUUCCCCCGUCCUUACCACCACGACUGCUCCCACUGCUGCUCCUUCCACUCCACCCCCGACGGCGUCGACGACAACAACAACAACAACAACAACGCCAAAAACAACAAAGAAUAAGAAGAAGACAGAGGCCGAUGGCAUGCUCGGACCCGGCGAUCAUAUCGGGGAGGGCGACUCUCGCAUCAUCUACAAUGUGGACCUGCCGCCAGACGCCUUUCCCAACAUCCGCCAGGAGGUGCAGUGGCAGAAGAUGUACCACCUGUCAGGACAGGUGCCACGCCUUGUGGCUGUCCAGGGCGCUGUCCUGCCGGACGGCUCGAUCCCCAUCUAUCGCCAUCCAGCGGAUGAGUCGCCGCCGUUGCUCCCAUUCACCCCGACGGUGGACCGCAUUCGCCAAGUCGUCGAAGGCAUCCUCGGGCAUUCGCUGAACCAUGUGCUCAUCCAACUGUAUCGAAGCGGGCAGGACCGGAUCUCAGAACAUUCGGAUAAGACGCUUGACAUUGUUCGUGGUACUUCCAUCUGCAACGUCAGCCUGGGGGCGCAGCGGACCAUGAUUCUGCGGACCAAAGCGUCUGGCACGGAGACAGCUGAGGACGACAGCAGCAGUGGCGCUGGACGUCAGACGCAACGAAUACCCAUGCCACAUAAUUCGGUGUUUGUCCUGGGCCCCAAGACCAACAUGCGGUGGCUGCACGGAAUCCGCGCAGACAAACGUCCUGACGAAGCCAAAUCGGCCGAAGAGCGGGCCUUUAACGGCGAGCGUAUCUCGCUGACGUUCCGCUCCAUCGGCACUUUCAUCCAUCCGACCAAGCAGACCAUUUGGGGUCAGGGCGCGGUGGCCAAGACUGAAGGCGCCGCCCGCCCGGUGAUACAUGGCGACGCGGCCGAAACGGAGCGACUGAUCCAGGCGUUUGGGCGGGAGAACCGCGACACGGACUUCGACUGGGAUGCGGUGUAUGGCGGAGGGUUUGACGUGGUCAAUUUUGUGACGCCGGCUGUGGCGCGGUUGGUCCUCAGCGGCGAUCCGGUGGCAGAUAUGCGUGUGCAGCUCGCUCUGACAGAGAAUGGGAUGCGAUACGAGACAGAAGGCCCCAGCUCUACUGGUCAGCUGGUCUACGUCAGUCCCGACGGGAAGACCACUGUGACAGGCGAUAUUGACAUUCUCUCGUAUUUGGCGCAGUUGAAUGAAAGCCCCAGACCAGGAGUGGACAUCCUCCGCGGGGGAUCGCAACUGGAACAGAUUGCCGAACUGACGGCAAGCUGGCGACGAUGCAGAGGCAAUGUGAAAGAUUUUAGUGAUUUAGCAUUGUGGGAGCAGAUGCUGCAAGAACAGGAGCAGAGUCACGGACACCACUACAUCUCCGGAGCGGCGUUUGGCGUUGAUGACUGUGCACUGUGGCCGUUGUUGAGGGAUAUGCAGCAGCACAAGGCAUCGAUCCUGUCCUCAACGGAGUAUCCCCAUCUGUGGAAUUACUACCACCGCGUGG